UUACGGAUACAAAGCAAACCAAACAUUUAUACAAGGUCAAACAAAUUGAAGAUAUUACCGAAAGAUUAUAUUUGAAUGAGCUAAUAAUACAUCGCACGCUUUAAAAUAUAGUGACAGAGGUAUCGUGUUGUGCACUAGACGUCAAAAUGGCAAAGUGGUUACUUGAUAGAAAACUUAUCUUUCGAAUACAACUUCAGCGCACGUAUUCGUCGCAGCCAAAGCCUUAUGAAUCUAUACCAGGAUUAUCUUCUAUACCUAUAUUGGGGUCCUUGCACCACUUUUUGCCGGUGAUCGGAACUGUGGGAUUACAAAAAAAUUUUUUCAACAUGGUAGGGAUUUUGUAUGAAAAAUAUGGGCCUAUAGUAAAGAUGGAAGGUAUAUUGGCUAGAGCCAAUAUGGUUAUUCUAUAUGAACCAGAACAUUUUGAUCAGGUUUACAGAGCGGAAGAUAGUAAUCCACUGCGACCAGGUUUUGAAACACUGGUGCACUAUAGGACAGUUUUAAGGAAAUCUACCUUCAAUGGUGUCUACGGAUUGACCACAGCACAAGAUGAGGACUGGCGUCACUUCCGGACUAAAGUUAAUCCUGCAUUGCUGAAGCCAAAACUUGUAAAAUUAUAUGAACCGUCUCUUGAAGAAAUAGCGAAGGAAUUGGUAGACAGGUUGAUAAUACUAAAAGAUAAAGAAGAUUACUUGGAAAACAAUAUGGAUUUAGAAAUGACUAAAUGGGCAUUAGAGUCGGUGGCAUUGGUGGGUUUAGGAAAUCGCAUUGGCUGUAUGGAAGACAAUUUAAAAGAAGACCAUCCUGGAAGGCAGCUCAUUCAAUGUUCUAGAGACAUGAUUGCGCUGGCGUAUAAAUUGGAAUUUUUACCAAGUCUUUGGCAAAAAUAUUCGACCAAGAAUUUCAAGAGAUUGGUCAAGACUAUGGAUUUGCAAUGGGAUGUUAGUAAAAUCUACAUCGAUCAAGCUAAGAAACAAAUAAAUGAGCGAGGUCAUGAUAUUGCAGAAGAAGACAAGAGUAUCCUGGAAAAACUUUUAGCAAUUGAUGAAACAGUGGCUCUUAUGAUGGCAAAUGAGAUGCUAAUGGCUGGGAUAGAUACGGUGGCUUUCAGUACAACAGCAGUGCUCUAUCAAUUAGCGACACACCCUGAAGCUCAGAAAAAAGCACGAGAGGAAGCAAGGUCAGGGGCCUCACAGAAGCGAUAUAUUAGAGCAUGUAUGAAAGAAUCCCUCAGAAUAUGGGCAGUAGUUCCAGCUAACUUAAGAAGAACAGGAAAGGACCAUGUUGUCGCUGGCUACCAUAUUCCUAAAGGGAUUGAGGUCAUAGCUCCAAAUGAGUUUAUAUCUAAAUUAGACAAACAUUAUCCAAGAGCAAAAGAGUUUAUACCAGAGAGAUGGUUGGUAGAUAAGAGCAAUCCUCUAUAUUAUGGGAAUACCCAUCCUAUGGUUACUUUACCAUUUGGAUUCGGCAUUAGAUCUUGCAUUGGGCGUAGAAUUGCAGAACUGGAAAUUGAAAUAUUCUUGAGAAAAUUCUUAGACAAAGUGGAAGUCAGCUGGGAAGGACCACCAAUUGAAGUUGAGACCAAAAUAAUGAACUCAUUUGUGAAACCAUACAGAUUUAAAUUCAAACCACUGUAAUGAAAAUGUAAAUAUAAUAUAUAUUGUUUUAGAAAUAAAUCCCACUGGCAUAUUUAAUGUGAAAGUUUAUAAAUAUACUUGAAUGUUACAUAUGCAGAUGCGAUAACAGUAAUUAUUAUUGUAAUAAAUAUAUGAACACAGAAGUAUUUGAGUGUGUUUGUGUCACAAACAGUCUAACACUUUUACAAAUUUGACAUUUACAUACAAUUUUCAACUGAUUUAUGUUUAAAAUCGAUGAACUUAUUCAUAGGAAUAUGUUCUGUUAUUUAAAAUAUAUAUUUAUAAAUAUAAAAGAAAUGUUAUUAAUAUAUUUUUUAUUUUUAUAUAAGUAAUAAUAAUAUUGUCUAAGGACAAA
Messenger RNA from Achroia grisella, 1992 nucleotides. Its product is annotated as cytochrome P450 CYP12A2-like. The transcript is spliced from 9 exons. The coding region runs from base 147 to 1637 and encodes 496 amino acids. Lineage: Eukaryota; Metazoa; Arthropoda; Insecta; Lepidoptera; Pyralidae. The record is from RefSeq and is a predicted model, not a curated record. Gene Ontology annotation, molecular function: oxidoreductase activity, acting on paired donors, with incorporation or reduction of molecular oxygen; heme binding; iron ion binding.